Molecule: messenger RNA, 2534 nt
Organism: Etheostoma spectabile (orangethroat darter)
Lineage: Eukaryota; Metazoa; Chordata; Actinopteri; Perciformes; Percidae
Gene: anks3
Product: ankyrin repeat and sterile alpha motif domain containing 3
Exons: 16
Coding region: 136-2046 (636 amino acids)
Cellular component (GO): cilium
Molecular function (GO): protein binding
Source: RefSeq, a predicted model, not a curated record
CGGACCUCUCAAACAGGAAAGGGCGGGGCAUGGUUCAACACGAGCACAAUUUAGCGUGACACAAAACCAAAAAGUUUCAGCCGCUUCAACAAACUAAUAUUACCUGUGCGUGGAGGGAGAGUGAAGACGUGCAAAAUGUCUGAGCUAAGUGAUGAAGCCAGUGAAUCAGAGCAGCUGGGUGCCAGCCUCUCCCUGUGGCUGGGGCACUCCCUGGUGCGGCCUGAGGAGCUGGACGUCCCUCUGGACCUCCACACCGCCUGCUCCAUCGGCCAGUAUGAUGUGGUGGCAGAGUGCAUCCAAAAAGGUGUGGUGGACCUGAAUGGCAAGAACAUUGGAGGGUGGACCCCACUGAUGUAUGCAUCUUACAUUGGCCAUGACAACAUUGCUAAUCUCCUACUGGAGGCAGGAGUGAAUGUAAAUGCUACCACUUCCAAAGGAUUAACGCCAUUGAUGCUGGCAGCAAGCUGUGGGAAUGAAAGUAUUGCAUACUUUCUGCUUCAGCAAGGUGCUGAAUUGGAGCUGAAGGACUCUCGAGGCUGGACCGCUCUGUUCCACUGCACAAGCACAGGCCACCAGCAGAUGGUCAGGUUCCUGCUGGAUAACAAUGCUGAUGCCAAUGUCAAAGAGCCAGGGUCUGGUUUCACUCCCCUGAUGGAGGCUGCUGCUUCUGGACAUGAAAUCAUUGUACAGUACCUGCUUGAUCAUAAAGUUAAAGUAGACGACCGCAACACCAAAGGAGAGACUGCCCGUGCCCUAGCCAUGAUGUACAGCUACACCAAGAUUGUCAGUCUCAUUGAUUCACGUUCUCCAAGGACCAAACUAGGACAUUUUGAAGACCUGAGCUCCUCUGAGGACUCUGACAGUGCACCCCCACGGAUAAGGCCAAGCCGAAACCGAGCUAAAGGCGUUAGCAUCCAUGACGGGCCCCAGGCCAUUGCCAAGUUUGGAGUAGGAGGCACCAGCAAGCUGUGUGAGCCUCCUGCAGCAGCGCCAGGCUACAUGACGAGUGAGGGCAUCUGCUACCGUGACGUGACCUCACCAAUCAACGAGCUGGAUGGCCAGAGCAAUAGCAGCAGAGAUGACAGUCCAUUCUUUGACAAUGACAUGCCAACCAUGAGGAGCAGCAGCAGCAGCAGCGAAGGCCUGCCUCCUGUGAUUGGCCUCAACUGGGAAGGCUCAGUGGAGAGUAACGAGGACUCUGACCAGUGCAAAAAGAGCAGCUCUCGCAGAGUAAUUAAGGGCCAUCAAUCAAAAGGCAAGAGUCGGCGUGGAAGCAACGAUGCAGCUCACUCCAGCAGUACAGGGAUGCUCACACAUGCUGGUCUUCCACCUGCCUACACUGGUCCAAAGGAUCUGGCAGAGUUUUUGGAACAAAUUGGCUUCUCUAAGUAUCUUCCCGUACUGGAGGAGCAAGACAUUGACCUGCGGAUAUUUCUCACCCUGACUGAAAAUGAUCUCAAAGAAAUAGGGAUCACAUUGUUUGGACCCAAGCGUAUGAUGACCUUGGCUAUCGCAAGGUGGCACAGCAGUGCUCAACCACCCAGCGACGCUCUGGAACAGGCUUAUGCUGACCAGCUUGAAGCUGAGAUGCAGGAGAUGGCCAUUCAGCUACACAAACACGUUGAGGAGGCAGAGAGCCUGAAGAGCCAGGUAUCUCAGGAAAAGGAGCUGCGUAACGUGAUGGAGGGAUGUCUGAUGGAAGACAAGAUGGCAUGGAGGAGGGUCCAUGCUGAGCUGGUGGAGAACCACCGGCUGACUCAGGAAAUGAGCGCCACACUGGCAAAGUGCAGGGCCUGCAGUACUGAACUGCUCUCCUGUUUCACUACUGAUGGGAAUAGCAAAUCUUAUACUGGCAUGGAAGAUAAAACAAAAGUUCACAAUGGUAAUAAAGCCGGGGAGGGCAUGACGCGCUCCAGUGUUGCAGAGCUACUAAAGAAGCUGAAUUCCCAUGAAGAAGAACUGGCUGGGACCCUGCAAACUGUGCUUCACAGUCUGAGGCGACUGAGUGCCCCCGAAAAAGUCUCCGAUAGCUGGGAACGGCCUUAACCUUUACAGAGGCGGUUUACCAAUAUUUGACGGAGGGUGAUCUAACCACCCUGAACUAUCUCACUGAAAUGAGAGAAGGACAAUGCCAGCCCUGACCAGAGCGGCUCGAGGAGUGAAUCAGUGGACCUGCCGUUUCUCCGGGGUUGGCCGAUGGACCAGAGCUCGCCAGAUGCGGACAAGGCCAAUGGUGACGGCAGCUACUGCAGGGAAACGACAAACAAGCAGGAAGGGUACCUGACCCUCACACGCUUGUGCUGGUGUGUACUAGACUCCAGUAUUUGCAAUGAGGGGGGACUGAUCACAGAUCAGAGGCUGUAAUACUGUGAAAUGUUUCUUUAAAAAAAUGGUAUGCUCUUCCUAUAUGAAAUGUGGUUUAAAUGAUGCUCAUGCCACGAGCCGAAGAGGUACAUUUUUCAAUAUGAGUCUGGUAGUCAAUAAGUAGCUAAAAGGUGUUAUUCCUGUUAUUUGUAUGAUGUUGUUGAGUGUUA